GCAUUCUCUUCUACAAUUUCUUUAAACAUCUUCCCAUUGCAGUUUGGGUACUGGACAAACGAGUCCUUUUGUGCAUUCAAUAAGAUUGUUUUGUUUUUAUUAAUCUUUGUCUCUUUGUUUAGUUUGCUUCAAGGUUGCAUAUCAGCUGUUCAUUAGAAAUGGCGUUUUCUUUGGAUGAUGACAAAAGAUGUCAACUAAAUGAGGAUAUCAUUAAACAGUUGUACCUUGUUGCUUAUAUGCAGGGAAGCAAACUGCCCACAUGCCUUGUAACCAAUUCAAAAUGUAGUAAAGUUCAAGUUCGGGGAGAUGGGCGAACCGCCGUUGACAUGAGAUCUCAUGUACAUCAAACUGUUUUACCAGUAGUCAUUAAAGCUGAUAAUCCGAUUCCAGUCUCAUGCAGUGUUUACUACUUUGAAGUAACUGUCAAUGUUAAAAGUCGAUCUGGUCUACUUGCUUUGGGUGUGUGUUCUUCACGUUCAUCAACAAAUGAGUGGCCAGGCAUGGAGUUCACUUCAUACGGUUAUCAUAGUAAUAGUGGGACAAUUUAUCAUAAUUCAAAGGAGUUACCAGUUUCAGCGCCUGGUUUCAGUGAAACAGAUAUCAUUGGUUGCGGUGUUAACUUUGUUAAUAAUUCAGUAUUUUUCACAAAAAAUGGUGUCUUCAUAGGACCUGUUAAUGCUGGUAAAAAGUUGCCGCAUCCAGUAUACCCAUGUAUUGCUUUUGCCUGUCCUAAUUGUCAUGUCAGCAUCAAUUUCGGUCAUCAUAAAUUUGCAUUCGAUAUUGGUCAGUAUAUUAGUCGUGAACGUGCUGUAGCAAUAAGUACAGCAGUUGAUCGUAAAUGUAACGAUCAAUUAGCAUAUGUUACGAUGAGAAAUUUAGUUGCAACCUACUUAUUACAUAAUGGUUUCCUUGAAUCAGCUCAAGCAUUGGGCGAAUGGGUUACAAAAGCUUCAACAGAUCAAAGCAAUACAACUGGCAGUAUUUUUAGUUUUGAGAAUGAUAUUAGUAGUGAUAAUAACAACAAUAAUAUGUGUUAUAGUAAUGGCAAGUCAUCUUCAAAGUCAUUAACUCCUGAUACUCCAAAUGGUUGUCUGUCUACAUCGACGAAUAAAUUUAUCCAACGAAUGAAUUCAUUAACAAACUCUUUGAAUGCUAAUGGUUAUUCAGAUUGUAACAGUAAUAAUAAUGCUAUGAAUACUAAUAUUAAUAAUAAUAGUAAUUGUAGUGGUUCUAUUGUUGAAGAGACAAACGGUGGUGAUCAUUAUUUAAAACACUCAGAACAGCAGUAUUCACAGUCGGCAGCAAUCAAGUCAUUGUCAGCACAGUCAACAGUUAAUCAUCAUGAUUUAUCAUCUUUAUCAUCAUCAUCAUCGUCGUCUAAAAAUGCCAGUCAAGCGAACAACACUGUUCUUAAUGAUUUGUUCUGUUGGCCUGAAGCUGUGGACAUCUUAUUAAGACGCAGGUAUUUACGCGAGACAAUUAGAAAUGGAGAUUAUUUGUCUGCAUUAGACCAGCUACAAGCACACUUUAAAACAUUAUGGGAGAAUGAUCCAUCGAUUACAUUUGUUCUGAAAUGUCAUCAUUUCAUAGAUUUGAUACGUCGACACUACACUGUAAAUUCUUCAAAAGAACCUGUCUAUCUGAAUAAUGCAACCCAUAGUAAUUCAAAAGUAUUUCAGUGCAAUGGUGUUGAUGUUCCUCGAAAUAGUCAAAAACACACGAAGCCGUCUAGUUCAGUGGAAUCUUCGCCUGAAAUAACUAACAAGGAGAAUAAUUGCCAAUUUGUUCAUUUAUUAAAUUCAAAUCACAAUAAUAUAACCAAUCUACCAGUCGAUAAUAAUGAUGAUAAUAGUAGUAGUACUUCUACUGGAAAUACUAUUAAUCGUUUUUGUCGCCCAAUUGCAAGUAGUUGUCAUCCUUCGCAUAGUCCAACAAGUUAUCAAGCGCCUGUUCGUCUUCGUUUAGAAUCGCUUACUCCUGAAUGGAAUAAUGAUAGCCUAUUAUCGUCAAGUGAUAGAUAUAAUUCUGAACCGCUACCGUCAGUCUUUCCAAAAACUAAUUCUUCCUUUAAUGAUAUAGUGAAUACAACUACCAAUGGUAGUGGUACUCAUACGCCAGGUGUUAUAAAUAACUCCUCUUCAGAAGUUAUUUCUUCACAUGUUGUUCCUUCCACAUAUAGUACAGAAAAUAAUUUCAUGAAAACUGACAACAAUACAACAUCCUCAUCCUCCUCCUCAUCAUCGUCACCAUGUAUUAGGCUAUACAACAAACGGAAAAACAAUCAUUCUUAUUCUCAUUCUAAUAUUCAAUGUAUGUCAUUAUUAACUCGGAUGGAUUUAGUAUCAUUAUCAUCAGGUGGUAAUGAUGAUGGUUUGAACAUGGAAUUGGGUUUAAUUGAUCCAUUCAUCAGUUGUGUAGGUUUAGGAUAUGAGUUAAAAAGAUUGAAAUGUUUAACUGUACUUCGUCGUGAUGCUUAUCGGUGUCGUCGCCGUCGUGGGGUUGGUGGGGACUGUGGAAGAGAACGAAAUCAAAUCUUGUCUAAGUUACCAUUAUAUCCUUAUAAUCGUUCAUGUUCAAGUUCAUACUUUAUUUUGCUUAAACAAAAAUUCAAUUAUGAUCAGUGUUACUGUCGUUAUCGUUAUCAUUGUUACUAUUAUUACUAUUACAACUAUGAUCCUUCUGUUGGUAUUCAACAACAGGCUAACAGUGAAAUUAUAACCAAUGGAAACUCAACUUUUUCAUCAUAUAACUCUUCGCCUAUAUCGCCUAUGAUCAAAUCAUCAAUUCAGAGUAAUCAAUGUAUUAAUGGUGAUAAUCAUCAUAAUAAUGACGAUCAUGAUCAUGAUAAUAUUAAUAAUAAUAAUAACAUGAAUAGUCAUCAUGUUACUACUACUACUACCAAUAAUAAUAAUCAACAAAAUGGAAUACAUGAUGAUAAUAACAGUAGUAGUAGUAAUAAUAAUAAUAAUAUUAGUAAUACUAUUACUAACAAUCAUUUUGUUCAUCAUAUUGAUAGUGAUCAUGUUGAAGUAAAUUAUAGUGCAUCUGUUAGUGAACUUUACGAUCUCAUUGAAUAUGGCCGAAGCUUACGAUCGAAUGCAUUAGAAUUACAACAUCAAGGAGCGAUUAGUUUGGAACAACUUCUAUUCUUGAGUAGUGCAUUCAGUUUGGUUGCAUAUCAGAAUCCUUACAGAAGUCCUCUCAGUGGCCUGUUACAUCCAAAACAUCGAGAAUUAUUAGCCGACGCUGUAAAUGAUGCUAUACUGGUACAUUUAAAACAACCUUCUCGACCUGUUUUGGAUAUCGCCUUAACAUAUCUGGAGCAUGUUUUAACUGAUGAGGGGACAUCAUGUAAAAAUACCGGUUCAUUUCCUUGUUAUCGUUUUAAAAAUGGUCAUUCGAAUCCAAGCACUCCUUCAAAUCCUCUGCAAACUAUUGGCAGUCAACAAUUACAAUGUGAUGAUGUAUUUACUGCGACCAGAGUAAGUCAGGCUAACAACGAGUCAACAACACCUGUUACUCGUGGUACUCCGACUACGCCUAGCCGAACUACAGUGGUCAGCGGAAGUCGUAGGGAAGGGGAAUCACGUUAUGCAACAGCCGAUGUUCAAACGUAUGGUUUAGCCUCGGGAGAUUUUACUGAAAAUUCUAAUGGUUCUACAAAUCUACUUCGUCCUGCUAGUACUUCAGUUAUUUCUAGUUCACUUUAUGUUCCGCCUUCUGCUUUAAUCUCUCUUACCGGUCGAAGUAAUCCAGUAACUAGGAGUUCUGAUUCACAGAGAUCAUCAUCUCGUGUACGUCCAACAAGUCUACAGAAUUUAAUUCAACAACGACGUCAAUCACAGUCAACGGACCAACCGACAGCUUCAUCUCCAUCUCCGUCAUCAUCAUCAUCACAUUUUAAUCGUUUUCUAAUCACAUCAUCUAAUUGGCCGGUUUCAACGCCUGUUUCAUCAGCAUCGACAACAACAACUACUACUUCACAGAAUCCUAAUCGUUUCUCUCCUUCACGAAUAACAGUCACCUCUUCCCUUACUAAUACACAUGCACCGACUGGACCUGAACUGGCAGGAUUUUUCCAUCCAAUCUUAUUUAUAGGAUGAAGUAAUGCUUAAAAGAAUACAAAAAUUUUUUUCCUUCCCUCUUCUUUCCCUUUUAUACAUCAUACAUGUUCUGAGAUUAGACUAUUCCCUCCUCUCGCCCAUUCUCCUUUCACUUCCGGCACAUACGCGCACACACACACACGCACCUAGAAGCAACCUGCUGUUUUUUCUCUUUCUUGUUUUUGUUCCCGUUUUUAAAUCUCUACACUCUAGACGAUCUUAUUCAGCCUACCUUCUAUUUACCAAUGUAAGUAUAUUCCCUCAUAUGUAUUUCUUAUCUUAUCGCUUUCAUAUACAAUAUGUUACACACUGACUUGUAGUUGAUUAUUAUUAACAUUAUUAUUUAUUAUUUAAUUGGUAAUUUUAGAUAAUAUUUAAUUUUUUUGUAAUUAAAUGAUUAUUUUUUAAAAGUACUCAUGCAAUAUAUAUUCUCAAGUGUGAUCACUGUUUGUGUGUGUGCAUGUGUAUGUCUAUAUACAUGUACACAUGAUUAUAUCCUGCAGGCAAACAGAAAAUGCGGCAAAUAAAGACAGGUGCAUAUUUUGAUGAAUGAAACAGGAAGAAAUAAACCAUCACAUCAACUGGGAUGUGUGGGGGUGGGGGAAAGGAUAGACGUGCAUGUCUACAUGUGCAUUAUUGUAUCCAGGUUCUUUCUUAUUAAAGUAGUAAUAAUUAUAAUUACUGUUGUUAUCACUAUUAUUGUGCUAUUGGUUACUCACGUCACCCUCCGUGUAGGGUGUCUGUUAGUAACAGCACGAGUGAUUUAUGCUUCUCACCACUCGUAGAGAGAGUGUGUGUGAUGACGAAGAGAACAGGAAUUAUUUACUUUCUUUAAUUUUUUUUUACUGUAAUGCACCACUUUCAUUAUUUUGAUAGGCGUUAGUUUUUUUUACAUUUUAUCUCUGUGUCUUUUUUCAUUUUAAUCAUCUAAUAUUUCACAGAAUGAAUUUAAAAGACUUAGCGCUUUGUCGAUCAAUAUUGACGGUGGUGAUUCAGUUAACUGCUUCAUUUCUUUCUCUCUCUCUCAUAUUACUACUAAUCCCUUUCUUUUUCUUCCCAUCCAUUUCAUUUGAUCCUGUUAAUUAUUUUGCAUUCUGUGUACAACUAGUGUAUACCUACCUUUGUGAGUAGGUGAGUGUGUGUGUGUGUUUAUGGAUGGAUGUCACCUUAACAAAUGCACUCUACUUCUUUCUGGCUAAUUGAUAAACUGUGAAGUAUUCUUGAUUCGCUACGAAAUAUCCUACUAUGCUGUUAUCGCUGCAAUAUUACACAUCACUUAAUUGAUACAAAAACUACAAACACUAUCAAAUGUGUUACACAUACACAAACAACACUUACUCGCACCCAUCUCUGUUGUCAACAUAUUCUCUCAGCGCAUAUAUAUAUAUAUAUAUAUAACUGUGUUAAUAUACACUCGCCCCUUAAUCAACAUCCCAUUUAUUUACUGUCCUUACUUCGUUUCUGUGUUUCCUUCCUUGACUGGUUGGUUAUUUUAAUAUAACCAAAGGAAAACGAUUAUUUUACUUUCUAAUUACUUUUGAUUUAACUGACUUCUUCGUGUAGCUACCCUUUGUGUAUGUGUGUGUGUUUGAGCGCGUACGUACGUACGUCCUAUUUCUGAUUCUUUUUUUACUGUUCUGUCCCCCUUUUUAUUUACUGAGUACAUUUUGUUUUUAAGAAAUUAUGAAUGAAUGAAUUCUAUCACUUCUUUUUAUACCUAAGCAAGCGAAUGUCAUAUAACUUCAUGAGUAUAUAAAUGUAUGCUGCAUAACCUUAGUGACAUUAUUAUUAUUAAUAUUAUUAUUAUGUAAUCAGUGAGAGACUGUUGAGCGGUGUUGGUUGGUUACGCUGACAAUGGAUGAUUGGAUGAUGCUUGUUUGUGUGUGUGUGUGUGUGUGCAUGUGUUUUGUGGCAAUGAAUGAGUAUAUGACUAUGAGUGUAAUAUUUUGUUUGUCCAAUCAAACAAAAGUAAUGUGAUAAAAGUAUUCGGGUGUAUGUGUGUAUGUGUGUGUUUGUGCAUGGAUUCACGCGAUUUAGAUUUGGGAGAGGGACAGAUUUUCGGUUUUAUUAUGUUCUAACAUAUUUUCUUUCAGACUGUUAUUAUUAUUAUUUUGCACGAUUGAUGAGUUGUUGUUAAUGAAAUUAUUAUAAUAAAAAACAAUUAAUAUUAUUAUUUACAUUGCUAAUACUGACUGAAUGUUUUUACAGAAAAUAAAUAAAAUUUCACUUACAUUCGCCGACUUUGCUGUUUGUUUGCGUCUUUUAAUUCCUUCGGGCUCCCAAUGGAACAUAGGGCUUCAGGCUAGAGCUGUGGAAUUUCGGUAGCAGU
Trichobilharzia regenti is the source of this 6432-nucleotide messenger RNA. The record is from the annotation of a GenBank genome assembly. NCBI's taxonomy places the organism in Eukaryota, Metazoa, Platyhelminthes, Trematoda, Strigeidida, Schistosomatidae.